CACCUCAACCUCCUUUGUAAAAACAUUCCUUACGUCAUCACGUCGUGUUUGAACGUGGCGGCGCGAUACCAAGCAGUACAGCCCAGAUAAACUUUACCUGUAGCUAGCAAGCUAGUCUCACUUAACUGUAGUUAAAAAGGAAAAGAAAUAGCAGAGAUCAUAUUUGUAAGCCGGCAUUAAAUGGCAAUUAAUGUCUUACAAAGUCUGGUAUAUUUGUUCAAAGUGAUCAACAACGGUUUUUAAUCGCGAUAGCCCAUGACUGCAAUGACCUGUAAAUUAAGUGGCCUUUUCAGCAUUGGCGAGGACUUUGAAGAUGAGGACCUGCUCGAGACAGACUGGGCUUCCUGCUCCGUGUCUGGACCAGCCAAUGUGGCAGCUGCUGUGUCAUCCUGUGCUCUGCGUGCCUCCUCUGUUACUCACAGAGAGCCGGAGAAAAUUUGCCUCCAGCAAACUGGAGAGAGAUCAGCUGCCCCGUGCAAUGGCACAGCAUCAGAGAGCAGCACGCACACUACUGCUACGGGACAAACUGUUGCUUUGGGGUUGAGACGGCUCUCAUCUUCCUCUCAUUCCCGCUCUCCUCUCCCUACUCCUUCUCCCACGUUGAAUAACUCUGAGCCAAAUCGGGCAACACAACAGAGUCACGCUCACGCUAAGGGGCUGCCGAAGCCCUGUGUGGCUCAGGAUGACUUUGAUGACUGGGAUGUUGACCUAGCAGACCUGGAGGAAUGUGAUGGCCAAAUGGGACGGAUGCCUGAACCUCCUGCUCCACGUGCACCCACAGUAGAGCCUCCAGCCAAAAUGCUGCGACCCUCGACCUGUGGACAGACUCAGACACUACCUGUUCGGACAGUGAGGGAGCUUAGCGCUGCAUCCAAGACUUCUAGCUCCACUGGUCACAAUUUGGCUACUUUUCCACCUGUCCAACAUCCAAAUCCAUGUCCUGCUUUCCCAUUAGCCCCUCCACAGAAGUCUGACGUUUUCCGUGGCUUCACUGCAACUUCUCCAGCCCUGAGCUCUUUUUCCAGGACGGUUAACAAACCUCAGCAGCCACAGAAAACAUGUACAACUCCAAGACCCUCCUCUCAGCCCCGCAACCUCUUUGAUACAGUCUCCCCGGCACCUCCUUCCUCCCCCUCUCCCUCUGUGAACUCUCAUCCUCUUCACACGCCAGUACUCACCAAUCGCCUGGUCCAGCUAGUCUCUGCCUCCAAUAAGCUUCCCAAGAAGAGGCCUCGCUCAGAGCCACGCCAGCCCAGGACCCGGCGCUUCCCUGGUCCAGCUGGGCUUCUGCCACAGCAGCCUCAGGGUCAGAACCUGGAUGAGAUUGUGGUUUCUGUUCCUCAGACUCCUGCCCAUGGGGCUGUGGCUCGACUACCAAGUCAGGCUUCCAGCUCACAGACUGAGGAAGAAGAGUUCAGUGGCGGUGCCUGGGCAGCGAUGAAGAUGGAGAUGGGAUUGGAUGAGAGGCAUCCAUCAUGUUUCCUGCACUCCUACAGUGUGGUCAUGGUGCUUCGCAAGGCUGCACUGAAACAGCUGGUCAGAAAUAAAGUUCCAAACAUGGCUGUGCUUCUGAAGAGCAUCGUCCACACGCAUGCUGAUGCCAAGGCAGUGUUUAAGGACCCGACAGGGGAGAUUCAGGGAACUAUUCAUCGGCGUCUUUUAGAGGACAGAGCAGAGGAGCUUAAGGUCGGGGCUGUGCUGCUGCUCAAACAAGUGGGUGUGUUUUCCCCCUCCCAUCGUAACCAUUACCUGAAUGUAACUUCCAAUAACCUGCUGAGGAUCUACGCUGCUGAUGGAGUCAGUCUGACCUCCACUCAGCUUCCCCCUCUGGUCCUGGAGCCGAUGUUGCUGUCACCCACUCAGUCUCCCGGUGUCCUUCAGGAGCCAGUUUCCUGCAUGCAGCUGAUGUUUGAUGAAGAGGAUGACGAGGGAAAAGAUUGGGAAAGACACACAGAGCGAGAGGGAGACCCUCGAGCCCCUGUAGACAGUGGCAGAGGCUCCCUGGAGCGUGGUGGGAGCACAGCACCACAGGAGCCAAGCUGGGAUGCAGAUGAUGACCUGGAUGAACUGCUGGGAGAAUUGCCCGAGGAUGCCUGCAGCCUAUGAUGGAAACUUCACAUGAAACUUUACAGACUGUCUCCCAGGACUUGCAUUAUGACUGACUCACCUUGCACUUCUACCCUCAUUUUCCUUUUGAGUCACCUUCUAAACACCGAAAUACUGGUGAAACGAUGUACAUGUUGUUUACUCAAAACUGUUUCAGAUCUGUUUAUAAAUACAAACAGAGAAUAGUCUUGAAUUAA
Messenger RNA from Haplochromis burtoni (Burton's mouthbrooder), 2303 nucleotides. It is a transcript of the gene hrob, whose product is annotated as homologous recombination factor with OB-fold. Bases 256 to 2106 code for a protein of 616 amino acids. The transcript is spliced from 10 exons. Gene Ontology annotation, biological process: recombinational repair. The record is from RefSeq and is a predicted model, not a curated record. Lineage: Eukaryota; Metazoa; Chordata; Actinopteri; Cichliformes; Cichlidae.